AUGCGCACUCCGUCGCCACACAUGCCAACACCGCCUCCAGAAAGUGCUCCAAUUAUAGCACCACCACAUUUCGAGUUUGUAACCACUCCUAGUCCGUGUGACUCAGCUCAUUACGAUUCCAGUAUCACCUCGCACUAUCGCGGCCUACUUCGAGAUGACCAGGAGAUCACUAAGCCCAUCGCGGCAAUAGAGUCGUUGAUUGCACUCCUUGAUGCCUCCCCACCUUCGACUGUAUCCGAGACGCUGGCACUUAUCCAAUCGUACACUUCUACUCUCAAAAGCUCCAUACCUCAGCCUACAGCAUUGUCAGCAGGAACAGAUCUUUUCCAGCGCUACAUAAUCUCGACUCUCCAAUCUGGCGAGACGAAAGACUUCGGAGCAAUCAGAGCACAUCUGUUGGCUAACAGCAAGCUUUUCGUACAACGUGCCAAAGGAGCAAGAAAAAGUAUCGCACGCAUUGCCAAGCGCUUCAUACAAGACAACACCACCAUAUUAACUUGUGGUUCUAGUCGUGUUGUAGCAGACGUAUUGAUGGCAGCUGCAGAUGAUGAGAUAGCUUUUCGUGUCAUCUAUGUCCAAGCAAAUACAAGCGAUGGUCAUCAAUUACUUACACAACUGCGGAAGCAGCAGGUACCUGUUGCUGUCAUUCCUUUUGCUGCACUUGGCAGUAGCAUCUCUCAAGCUCAUUUGGCAAUGAUUGGAGCAGAGAGCGUGGUGGAGAACGGAGGAGUGAUCUCUUCAAUGGGCACAAAACAGGUUUGUUUGCUGGCAAAUUGUUUUAGCAGACCUCUGUAUGUGGUUGCAGAAAGCCAUAAAUUUGUGCGCGUAUUUCCUUUGGGACCAGAAGAUCUCAAAUUCAAAAGCAGUGUGCUCAACUUUGAGAAAUCAGACAGUCAGACAGACGAGCAUGCUGCGUACCACACUGCAGCGGCAGAGGAUCUCUCGAAUUUCGACUUCACAAGCCCUGAGCUGAUUACGGCAAUCAUCACGGAAACUGGGGUUCAGACACCCAGCGCUGAAUCAGAGAUUGUAUUGAAUAUGUCUGUGCUCUGGAGUAAAGCUACACGUCUCUCACCAGUAUCCCUCCGAUAUGCGUCGUCCGUCCGGCAAUUCUCACAAAACUUCCGCCUUUCUGCACUGAGCGAGGCUGACCAUAGCAUGGAUGAUGAUGCCAAGCGAAAAACAAUAGAGGAACACAAAGACGACCAGUUAGCAAAACAGAAAGAAGGCAAAGGCCAUUGGAAGCGCGAACUGGCUACUAGCUCGGAGAGCGCGGUCAUUGCAGACAAAUCAGAAACAACGAACCUUGAGGACGAUAUUGCGGCAUUGCAGAAGGAAACAGGCGAGGCUCUCCAAGCAGACCACGAGCACGGGAAGAAGUGA
This is a messenger RNA of Bacidia gigantensis, 1383 nucleotides long. RefSeq lists its product as uncharacterized. Gene Ontology annotation, biological process: translational initiation. The transcript is spliced from 4 exons. Gene Ontology annotation, cellular component: eukaryotic translation initiation factor 2B complex. Gene Ontology annotation, molecular function: translation initiation factor activity; guanyl-nucleotide exchange factor activity. NCBI's taxonomy places the organism in Eukaryota, Fungi, Ascomycota, Lecanoromycetes, Lecanorales, Ramalinaceae. The record is from RefSeq and is a predicted model, not a curated record. The coding region runs from base 1 to 1383 and encodes 460 amino acids.